UAAUUAAUCAGGAAGUGUGUGGGGGGGAGGGCUACCAAGGAACCUGAGCGAAAGCAGCUCUUCGUUUGUCAAAGCCACUUCAUCCCCUGGGUGCUGUGGUUUUUAGAGGCGGCUUCCACCUAAUGUUUGCACUUCACACGACUUGUAAAGAGGUGCUCGAAUCCCUUAAUGAACAGUUUACAUCUUUACCAGAAAUGACUACCCCAAACAAGACCCCACCUGGUGCUGAUCCAAAGCAGUUAGAGAGGACUGGUACUGUUAGAGAAAUAGGCUCACAAGCAGUGUGGUCCCUUUCAUCCUGUAAGCCAGGGUUUGGAGUGGAUCAGUUACGAGAUGAUAAUCUAGAAACUUACUGGCAGUCAGAUGGAUCACAGCCUCAUUUGGUGAACAUCCAAUUUAGAAGAAAAACAACAGUGAAGACAUUAUGCAUUUAUGCAGACUACAAAUCUGAUGAAAGUUACACUCCAAGCAAAAUCUCUGUCAGAGUAGGAAAUAAUUUUCAUAAUCUCCAGGAAAUCCGGCAACUUGAACUAGUGGAACCGAGCGGCUGGAUUCACGUUCCUCUGACAGACACUCACAAGAAGCCAAUCCGCACGUUCAUGAUCCAGAUUGCUGUCCUAGCCAAUCACCAGAACGGGAGGGACACUCACAUGAGACAAAUCAAAGUGUACACCCCAGUGGAAGAGAGCUCCAUUGGGAAAUUCCCUCGAUGCACAACGAUUGAUUUCAUGAUGUAUCGCUCCAUAAGAUAAAGUUGGAUGACGGUAUCGUUGCUAAAGUAGUCAGAUACUUAAAGAGCAGGGUUUACUUCAGCCUAAUUAUAUCUUUUAUGUUUAUACUUUGUACAAUUUUGAAAUAAAGAUAAUACUGUGUUACAAUGUA
Messenger RNA from Manacus vitellinus (golden-collared manakin), 882 nucleotides. It is a transcript of the gene ANAPC10, whose product is annotated as anaphase promoting complex subunit 10. Lineage: Eukaryota; Metazoa; Chordata; Aves; Passeriformes; Pipridae. The record is from RefSeq and is a predicted model, not a curated record. Bases 123 to 752 code for a protein of 209 amino acids. The transcript has 5 exons. Gene Ontology annotation, biological process: protein K11-linked ubiquitination; anaphase-promoting complex-dependent catabolic process. Gene Ontology annotation, cellular component: anaphase-promoting complex.